Molecule: messenger RNA, 1467 nt
Organism: Closterium sp. NIES-67
Lineage: Eukaryota; Viridiplantae; Streptophyta; Zygnematophyceae; Desmidiales; Closteriaceae
Source: the annotation of a GenBank genome assembly
AACGAAUGCUGGGAUUGGAGACACUCGCAAGAUUCCAGAAGGACGUCAAGCGAACCGACACCGGAUUCCUCGCGAUAGCAACAGAGGUGGAGAAUGACAAAGAGAAAGCCUCGGAACCUUCAGGAAAAAUCAAGGAAUUACUGAAAGAGUUCCAAGAUAUUCUUCCCGACGACCUCCCGAACGAGCUGCCGCCAUACCGAACGCACCAACACGAGAUCGUGGAAGAACCCCGCUCGAAGCCAACCUUCCGAGCACCAUACUGGCUCAGACCUAUAGAGCUAGCCGACAUGAAAAAGCAGAUCGAGUAUCUCCUUGCCAAAGGACUGAUCCGACCAUCCACUUCGCCAUACGGUGCCCUAGUACUCUUCACACCAAAACCGGACAGAAGCCUGCGCAUGUGCAUCAAUAACCGAGCUCUCAACAAGCAUACCAUAAAAAACAAAUACCCGAUUCCACGAAUCGAUGACCUGCUUGACCAGCUUCGGGGAGCUACGGUAUUUUCAAAACUAUAUCUGCGGUCCAAAUACUGGCAGAUAAGAAUGGCGGACGAUUCCGUUCACAAAACUGCCUUCCGAACUCGGUACGGAUCGUACGAGUAUUUGGUAAUGCCGUUCGGACUCACCAACGCACCGGCAACAUUCCAAGCCAAAAUGAACCACAUACUAUGCCCACUCUUGGAUGAAUGCAUGGUAGUGUACAUGGACGACAUCCUCAUUUACUCGUGUGACAUGCAGCAGCACAUCCAACACCUGCGACGCGUCUUCGACAUUCUUCGACGAGAACGGUACUAUGUCACGUUAUCCAAGAGCGAAUUUGCCCUCGAGCAAGUCCGAUUCCUCGGACACAUGGUGAGCGCUCAAGGAGUUCAUGUCGACCCCAAGAAAAUCGAAGCUGUACGCACGUGGAAGACACCCGAGAAUGUGAAGGAGUUACAGCAUUUCCUUGGCUUCGCUAACUACUACAACAGGUUUGUGCCGCAAUACGUGAAAAUUGCCUCGCCACUCACGAAUCUGCUGAAGAAGAACACGCCCUAUAAAUGGGAGCCACAACACCAGGAAGCCGUGGAGCAGCCAAAGCAAGCACUCACGUCCGCACCUGUACUCAUCUUGCCAGGCCCCGAACGCGACUGCGUCAUCGAAGCUAACGCCAGCGACCAGGCAGUGGGAGCAGUCUUGAUGCAAGACCGGGGGAAUGGACUGCAACCAAUUGCCUACCUCAGCAAAAAACUACACGGGACAGAACUCAACUACCCGAUACACGACAAGGAGGCCCUUGCUAUUAUCAUCGCCUUCAAAACAUGGAGAUGCUAUCUCGAAGGACGCAAAACAAUAGUCUACGCCGACCAUUGCAGCCAAAAUAUUUGAAGAUGCAACCAAGCCUCUCCAGAACUGAAUGGAUGACUAGAAGUGGAAACCUAGAACAAAUACUAGUUGGUUGUACUCACUAGAAGCAUACCUCAGUCUAGCC